Molecule: messenger RNA, 1543 nt
Organism: Cryptotermes secundus
Lineage: Eukaryota; Metazoa; Arthropoda; Insecta; Blattodea; Kalotermitidae
Exons: 2
Coding region: 811-1125 (104 amino acids)
Source: RefSeq, a predicted model, not a curated record
GAAGAGACUGUGGACCUGUCGUCUGACAGAUUACUGAUGAUGAUGAUGUCUUUGUGCUAGUAUGUCAUUUAAUGAAGUAGCACUUAACAUUUAAGGAUCAGCAGUCUAUUGGUAACAAAUCUUAUUUUUCUGUAAAGUGUCAUGAUUUUACAUAUAAGCCAGCCUUUCUGUCAUGCUUUUUGAACUUUUAAUUGUAGUAGGACUACAUGGAGCAAAGGUCUUCAUUGGUAGGUAAUAGUUACUCGUAUGGUCAAGAAUUUUCCUUCCAUUUAUGUAACCUGAAAUUUCACAAGUGUCUGCCACUGACCACAGUCCUCAAUGAGUCAAAUUCAGUCAACAUCAUAUUUCUUUAAAUUUUAAUUUUAAUAUCAUCUUUCCCAUCUAUGCUUAGGUCUCACAUUGUCUCUUCCCUUCAAACCAAAAUUUUGUUUGCAUUUUUCAUCUCUGUGAACAGGCUACAUAUAUCACUCAUCUCAUCAUCCCUGAUUUGCUAACCUAAUAUUUGGUGAACAGCACAAAUUAUGAAUAUUCUUAUGCUGUAGUUGUCUCCAUCAUGUUUCUUCUGUUUCAUAACUGCAGUUAUUUUCCUUAGCAUGUUUCAAAGUUUAGUGAGACACAUCAUGACUUUUAUUUUCUGGCAAGGAUUUAACAUGGAAAGAAGUGCUGUUUGAGGUUUAGAAUACGUACUGUGGAACGAGUUUUAACAUUGGGUUGUAGAGCAUUGCUCCUUAUUACAGUUCAAUACCAGUAUUUCAACAAAAUGGAAGCAGAUUAAGCUACAUCACUGUAGUACAGAGUGGUGAAACUGUGAUGACUGUUGCCAGAGAAAUGUUUCUGUUUAUGGAAUCCAGCUACAAAGGAACAGCUGUCUACGGUGCGGUUGUUGGAGAGUUACGGCAACUGUGUUAUCUGCCUGGUAGCAGAGCGAGGUUGCUGGAGAGUUGCAGCAACUACGGUAGCUGGCUGGUCACAGAGCAAAGUUGCUGGAGAGCUGCAGCAACUACGUUAGCUGCCUGGUCGCAGAGCGUGGUUGCUGGAGAGUUGUGGCAGCUACAUCAGCUGUCUAGUGGCAGAGCGCGGUUGCUGGAGAGCUGCGGCAGCUACGUUAGCUGUCUGGUGCAGUGAAGAGCUGAUGACUAUGAUUGAUCGCUCUGAACUGAAUGUGAUCACUAAUGAUUGCGAGCUUUGGGCUCCGCUUUUAUACCAUGCUUGCUGAGCGGAGCUUAAACUUGCAGUUGUGAUUGUGAGCGCUGAUUGGCUGGCGCACAUGAUGAUCUACAGGUGGGCUGGACAUCGAGUGCUAUAUAAAUACAAGUGGUGGCAGCAACAUGCCGCAGUUUACUAGAAAUAUGGCAUAAUCUGCUGUACAAACCCUGGAUUGACAGAGGCCUUGUAAUUAUUGUACAUAGAAAUAGUAAUUAAGACAAGAAUUAAAUUGUAAAUAUAUGUCAAUACUGGCAAUAGACUGACUAAGACUGACAAAUGACAGACCCACCCUCUCGUCAGAGAGGGCGCCCCAAAUGGACAGGACAGCAACUUUCAC